This is a messenger RNA of Metopolophium dirhodum (rose-grain aphid), 351 nucleotides long. Its product is annotated as ribonucleoside-diphosphate reductase small chain-like. The record is from RefSeq and is a predicted model, not a curated record. The transcript has 3 exons. Bases 1 to 351 code for a protein of 116 amino acids. Gene Ontology annotation, molecular function: oxidoreductase activity. Lineage: Eukaryota; Metazoa; Arthropoda; Insecta; Hemiptera; Aphididae.
AUGGUUAUUGCAAAAGUUUACACACAUAUUUUGCCUGUGUCUUAUUCCAAACAAUUGGAUCAAAAGCCACCUCCAGCUCUUACCACACAUAUAAUUUGUGAAAUCGUAACUAUUGUACAAGAAUUUUUGACAAACGCGUCACCUGUCAGAAUGGUCGGCAUGAGCAUGAGCUGUGAAAAGAUAUGUAUUGAAGAUAUUGCUGAUAGGCUGUUAAAAGUAUCGGGGUGUCCUACAGCUAUUUACUGGUCGUCAAACCCGUUCCCACACACGGAACUUACUUCUCAACAAGGAACAAUAAACUUCUUUGAAAGAAGACUUAGCGAACACCAAUUACCUUCAGUUGCAUUCUGA